Messenger RNA from Paramecium pentaurelia, 396 nucleotides. Lineage: Eukaryota; Ciliophora; Oligohymenophorea; Peniculida; Parameciidae. The record is from the annotation of a GenBank genome assembly.
AUGAAUAAAUCAAGUCUUGGUCCAAAAUUACUACUCCAAAUUAAUAUACAUAUAGAGGAUAGGGAUGAUUUUAUACCAGAAGAGCCGUUUAUCAAUAUAAACAAAUAACAAAAAUCUAUAGAAUCAAAAUAGAGGUAUGACACUAAGGGAAGAUAGAUAAUUAAGGGUAAAAGCUAUUCAAUUGAUUUUGAAAAUUGUGUGAUUGUUUGUGUUUAUAAUCCUACAGAAGAAGUGUUACAGAUUAAGGAAACACUUUCUUAACUUUCAAAUGUUGAAUUAACAAAUGCCAACUUUAAACAUCCUUAGAGUUUUAAUAAAUAAUAGUAGUACACUGAUUUACCUAUAAAAUCUAUACUAAAAAAAACUAAAUAAAUAGAUGCUAUAAUUAAAAAAUGA